UACUCUAACUUUUGUUCUUUCUUCUGUCAAAAGCUUCAGCGUCGUUCUUAGCUUUAGGGUUUUGCGACAGGAAUCUGUCGCCAUGGAUCUUUCAGAGCUCAAUUCACCUGAAAUGCAGAAAUUCUACUCCGAAGAACAGCAAAAGGCCGUGAUUACUGAAACAGUGGCUAAGGUUACAAGCGAAUGUUGGGACAAAUGCAUCACGGGUACACCUGGGAAUAAAUUCAGUUCCAGUGAAGCUUCUUGUCUUUCAAACUGCGCCCAGCGUUUUGUCGAGACGAACAUGCUUAUCUGGAAAAGGUUUCAGAGCAUGCAAUGAAUUAUCGAGGGCUUCAAUGUGCUUUCUCAGUCAAAUUAUCAGUGCCAGAAUCUUAAUAUUGUUUAGCAGUUAGCACUUUCUUGGAUUAAAAUUUUUGGACCCUCCUGGAAUACCUGAAACUCGGGUUUUUUGAAAAAAAAAAAGAGGAUAGAAUACAGAGUUCAAUGUUUUUGUUGGUUCACGAAAAGUACUUAUAGCAAGUGUUUUAAAUUGCCAUGCGGCACAUUCUCAUGAAUCAUGAUUGGUAGUUUAGCUCAACCCUGAGGAGGGACUUGAAUCAAGGUUUCUUUUUCUCGUUUGGCCAUGUGGGUUCUCCAUAAUAAUUAUGACGCAUUCCUUUGGCCAAUUUUGCUCUUAAUAUAGGAUCAUUGAAGACGGGUUUUUUGUUA
Messenger RNA from Arachis duranensis, 708 nucleotides. Its product is annotated as mitochondrial import inner membrane translocase subunit TIM8. Lineage: Eukaryota; Viridiplantae; Streptophyta; Magnoliopsida; Fabales; Fabaceae. Bases 83 to 319 code for a protein of 78 amino acids. The record is from RefSeq and is a predicted model, not a curated record. The transcript has 2 exons.